AUUUCUAUUGUGCUGUGUUACUUGGAUAGCACUCCUAGACCAUCAUGGCCACCACAACAGAGAUAAUUGGAAAGUCCUGGGCAGACGACGUUGACGAGCCCAUCAUCCAACAUCCCAGAGUAGAAGAGACAGUAGACGAGAACGGUAUCUACACCGUCGUCGAAUACACCACCAACGAGGAAGGGAAGAAGAUCAAAAUCACACGCAAGAUCCGCAAGAUGCUCAAAACGUCCGUGGUGGAUCACGCAGUUGCAGAGCGGAAGCACUGGACAAAAUUCGGUAUCGAGAAGGGGAACAAGGCCGGUCCGGAUCGGGCGACGACGACCGUGAGCGAACCGAUCGAGCUGAAGCUGCAGGCUGGAGGUGUCAAGCAAGCGGAGCCGGAGCAGGAUGACGCGGCGGCGAUGAAGGCCAAGCUGGGGAACAAGAAGGUUGUUUGUAGGAUCUGUCAGGGUGACCAUUUUACCGCUCGUUGUCCUUACAAGGAAACGCUCGAGCCUAUGGGACUCGGUGCUCCCGGUGCAGAGACGCCUAUGGACGGAGCGGACACUCCACAGAACGAGCCUGCCGCUGCUGCUCCCACCACUGGGGGAAAGUACGUCCCUCCCUCUAUGCGUGCGGGAGCGAGCCGCGGAGGGGAAUCCAUGUACAAAGCCGGUGGUUCAAGGGAAGACAUGCCCACUCUGCGUGUGACGAACCUGUCUGAGGAUGCGGAGGAAGACGACCUGCGCGACCUGUUCCAGCGCUUUGGACGCGUGGCGAGGGUGUUCAUCGGCCGGGAUCGCGAGACUGGCGUGGGGAAGGGAUAUGCGUUCGUUAGCUUUGAGGAUAGGGAUUCGGCCCAGCGUGCACUGGACAGAGUGCAUGGGAUGGGGUAUGCGAACUUGAUCCUGAGCGUGCAGUGGUCUGUCCCGCGCGAACAAAGGGCAGGUGCAUAGAGUCGGCUGGGUAUGUACAGCGGGUUGUCGGCGUAAUUGUAUGACUAUGAUUCGGUCGCACGCUGUUAUUAUUUCGCUU
Dacryopinax primogenitus is the source of this 1017-nucleotide messenger RNA. Its product is annotated as eukaryotic translation initiation factor 3. Gene Ontology annotation, molecular function: RNA binding; translation initiation factor activity. Bases 45 to 938 code for a protein of 297 amino acids. NCBI's taxonomy places the organism in Eukaryota, Fungi, Basidiomycota, Dacrymycetes, Dacrymycetales, Dacrymycetaceae. The record is from RefSeq and is a predicted model, not a curated record. Gene Ontology annotation, cellular component: eukaryotic translation initiation factor 3 complex; cytoplasm. The transcript is spliced from 7 exons.